Molecule: messenger RNA, 1145 nt
Organism: Solanum verrucosum
Lineage: Eukaryota; Viridiplantae; Streptophyta; Magnoliopsida; Solanales; Solanaceae
Product: deacetoxyvindoline 4-hydroxylase-like
Exons: 3
Coding region: 4-1008 (334 amino acids)
Source: RefSeq, a predicted model, not a curated record
GAAAUGGAUGAGAGAAAAGCUGGUAUUAAGGGACUAGACGUUGACUCUGGAAUAGUUGCUGAGGAGUUGAAUAUGUGUAAGUCAACUCUACAUAUUCCUCCAGUAGUGGAUCUAAGUGGCAUAGAAGUUGAAGAUGGGCGUAAGAAGAUUGUUGAUGAAAUAAGGGAAGCAUCUGAGAAAUGGGGCUUAUUCCAAGUGAUAAAUCACGGGGUUCCUUCAAGUGUUUUGGAAGGAAUGAUUGAUGGGACUCGUAAAUUUCAUGAACAAGAUGUUGAAGUUAAGAAAGAGUACUAUUCGUCUGAUCCAACAGCAAGACGAGUUAGAUAUGAGAGCAAUCUUCAUCUGUACAAAACAAAAGGAAAGGCAGCAAACUCGAGAGAUUCAUUACACAUCUCGUGGCAAGAUUCUGGUCACAAUGACCCUGAAGAAAUACCACCAGUUUGCAGAAAACCAUCCGUUGAGUACAUAAAUCAUGUCAUAAAACUUCAACACAUUCUUCUUGGCUUACUAUCAGAAGCUCUCGGGCUAAAUCCAAACCACUUGAAAGCUAUCGGAUGUGACAAAGGACCAGGGUUGGUAUGCAAUUACUACCCGGCAUGCCCACAGCCAGAGCUAACUCUUGGUAAGCAUACAGAUCCUGUUUUCCUUACCAUUCUGCUUCAAGAUCAGAAUGGUGGGCUCCAAGUCAUGUGUGAUAACCAAUGGGCCGAUGUUACACCGAUUGAACAUGGUUUAGUUGUUAAUAUUGGUGACCUCCUUCAGAUCCUAUCAAAUGACAAGUUUGUAAGUGCAAUUCAUAGAGUUGUAGCGAAAAAUGUAGGACCAAGGAUUUCAGUGGCAAGCUUCUUCACUGGAGGUUCUACACCUCCGAAGAUGCAUGGUCCAAUCAAAGAGCUCAUUUCAGAAGAAAAUCCCCUGCUAUAUAAAGAAUUUCAAGUAGAUGAUUAUCUCACUAAGUUUUUCUCCAAGCCUCUUGAUAAGACUGGUCUUGAUCUUUUCAGACUCUGAAGACAGACGUCGCCUAGCACCAGCAAAAACCAUCAGAAAAGACUAUCAUCAUUCAGUUGUCGAUCAAAAUUUGCUAUUCGCAGUACAAUAAUAUAAUGUUGUAUAACAAUGUCUUUCAUAUUCUCUGUUGUUUAAUG